Molecule: messenger RNA, 684 nt
Organism: Mus musculus (house mouse)
Lineage: Eukaryota; Metazoa; Chordata; Mammalia; Rodentia; Muridae
Product: predicted gene, 21180
Exons: 1
Coding region: 1-684 (227 amino acids)
Source: RefSeq, a predicted model, not a curated record
AUGACAUCACUCAAGAAGAAGAGUAGGAGGAAGCCUUCUUCCCAGGCCCUGGGGAAUAUUGUUGGCUGCAGAAUUUCUCACGGGUGGAAGGAAGGUAAUGAGCCUGUCACCCAUUGGAAGGCCAUCAUUCUAGGUCAACUGCCAACAAACCCUUCUCUUUAUUUGGUGAAGUAUGACGGAAUUGACAGUGUCUACGGACAGGAGCUCCACAGCGAUGAGAGGAUUUUAAAUCUUAAGGUCUUGCCUCACAAAGUAGUUUUUCUUCAGGUGAGGGAUGUCCACCUCGCCAGCGCCCUGGUUUGCAGAGAGGUACAACACAAAUUUGAGGGGAAAGAUGGCUCUGAGGACAACUGGAGUGGGAUGGUGCUAGCCCAGGUGCCAUUCUUACAGGACUAUUUUUACAUUUCCUACAAGAAGGAUCCGGUCCUCUACGUCUAUCAGCUCCUGGAUGACUACAAGGAAGGUAACCACCACAUCAUUCCAGAGACCCCUCUGGCUGAGGCGAGAUCAGGUGAUGACAAUGACUUCUUAAUAGGUUCCUGGGUGCAGUACACCAGAGAUGAUGGAUCCAAAAAGUUCGGAAAGGUUGUUUACAAAGUUCUAGCCAAUUCUACUGUGUACUUUAUCAAAUUUCUUGGUGACCUCCAUAUCUAUGUCUAUACUCUGGUGUCAAAUAUCACUUAA